AGGAAGACGGAGCUCUUGGCAGAACUCUCUCUAAAAAUGGCAGAAGCCCAUCAAGCGGUAGCAUUUCAAUUUACAGUAACUCCAGAUGGGAUCGACCUGCGCAUGAGCCAUGAGGCACUCAAACAAAUAUACCUGUCUGGUGUCCAUUCAUGGAAGAAAAAGUUCAUCAGAUUCAAGAAUGGAAUUAUCACAGGCGUUUAUCCUGCUAGCCCAUCUAGCUGGCUUAUUGUAGUUGUGGGUGUGAUGUCUACAAUGUAUGCCAAAAUUGAUCCUUCUUUAGGAAUAAUAGCUAAAAUCAACCGAACCCUUGAUACAACAGGCUAUAUGUCAAAUCAAACACAGAAUAUUGUGAGUGGAAUACUUUUUGGCACAGGGCUUUGGGUGGCCCUUAUUGUCACAAUGCGCUAUUCGCUAAAAAUGCUGCUUUCUUAUCACGGCUGGAUAUUCGCUGAACAUGGCAAACUUUCAGCAGGCACCAAAUUAUGGAUGGCACUUGUAAAAUUCUUCUCAGGACGUAAGCCCAUGUUAUACAGCUUCCAGACAUCUUUGCCACGGCUGCCAGUUCCAUCCGUGAAAGACACGGUCAAUAGGUAUCUGGAAUCAGUUCGGCCCCUUAUGAAUGACGAAGAGUUCAGAAGAAUGGAGGGUCUUGCCAAAGACUUUGCGUAUAACUUGGGACCAAGACUUCAGUGGUAUUUGAAGCUAAAGUCUUGGUGGGCCACAAACUAUGUUAGUGAUUGGUGGGAAGAAUAUAUCUACCUUAGAGGACGUGGACCAAUUAUGGUUAAUAGUAACUAUUUUGCAAUGGACUUCCUUUAUUUAGUUCCAACUACCCUGCAGGCAGCUAGAGCUGGUAAUGCUAUCCAUGCCAUACUGCUUUACCGGAAGAAACUGGACAGACAAGAAAUCAAGCCAAUUCUUCUCAUGGGAUCUACUGUUCCACUCUGCUCAGCUCAGUGGGAGCGGAUGUUUAAUACUUCCCGAAUCCCAGGAGAAGAAACAGAUACUAUCCAGCAUGUGAAAGACAGCAAACACAUUGUAGUGUAUCAUAAGGGGCGUUACUUCAAAGUGUGGCUGUACCAUGAUGGUAGACUGUUGAAACCCCGGGAAAUUGAACAGCAGAUGCAAAGAAUUCUUGAUGAUGAUUCAGAGCCGCAGCCUGGGGAGCUGAAGCUAGCGGCUCUUACUGCAGGAGAUAGAGUACCGUGGGCUAAGGCUCGGCAGGCUUAUUUUAGCCAUGGAAAGAACAAACAGUCCCUAGAUGCUAUAGAAAAAGCAGCAUUUUUUGUAUCACUGGAUGACCUCGAGAGAGGGUACAGGAAAGAUGAUCCGGUGGCAUCACUGGAUAUGUAUGCAAAGUCCAUAUUACAUGGCAGAUGUUAUGACAGGUGGUUUGAUAAAACAUUCACUCUUAUUGUGUUCAAGAAUGGCAAAAUUGGCCUGAAUGCAGAACACUCUUGGGCAGAUGCUCCUAUUGUUGGGCAUCUUUGGGAGAAUGUAAUGUACACAGAGUAUCUUGAACUGGGCUAUUCAGAAGAUGGACAUUGCAGAGGAGAUACCAAUCAAAAUAUUCCUAUUCCUACCAAACUACAGUGGGAAAUUCCAGAAGAAUGUCAAGAAGUGAUUGAGAGGUCUCUGAGCACUGCAACAGCUCUGGCAGAUGAUGUAGAUUUCCAUUCAUUUAACUUUGAUGCCUUUGGAAAGGGGCUAAUCAAGAAUGCAAAAGUCAGCCCUGAUGCCUUUGUGCAACUUGCCUUGCAGCUUGCUCACUCUCGGGACAUGGGGAAAUUUUGUUUAACGUAUGAGGCCUCUAUGACCCGCUUGUUCAGAGAAGGCAGGACUGAAACUGUUCGUUCAUGCACUGUCGAAUCCUGUAAUUUUGUUCGAGCCAUGGAAGAUCCAACUGAAACUAACGAAAACAAGCUCAAGCUCUUGAGGACUGCUGCUGCCAAACAUCAGCAUUUAUAUCGUCUUGCAAUGACUGGUGCUGGUAUUGACCGUCACCUGUUCUGCCUUUAUGUUGUGUCCAAAUACCUUGCCGUUGAUUCUCCUUUUCUUAAAGAAGUUUUGUCAGAGCCUUGGAGACUGUCAACGAGUCAGACACCACAACAGCUCAUUGAUCUAAAGAAGAACCCUGAGAUGUUAUCUUGUGGUGGAGGAUUUGGUCCGGUGGCUGAUGAUGGCUAUGGUGUUUCCUACAUUCUCUUAGGUGAAAAUUCCUUCCACUUCCAUGUCUCCAGCAAAAUCUCAUGUUCUGAAACGGAUUCUCAUCGUUUUGGAAAAAACAUCCGAAAAGCUUUGAUUGACAUGAUGUCUUUAGUUGGCCCCAUUAAAAACUGUACCAAGUGAUCUGCCUUACUGGUGCAAAGUAGACUGUUGUUGGAACGAGAACUUUUCUGAUCAGUGCAUGAGAGCAAGGUUUGUCAAGAAAUAGCUGGAGAAGAAACUGAGUCUCCAUCCCCUCAAUCAUCUAUGAAAACCGUAGCAGUAGCUUGUGUUGCAUUAUUUUCCAAUAGUUUGGAAGAGUUUGUUUCCACAGAGGACGACUUUUGUCACUUUCUAUGUUCAU
Molecule: messenger RNA, 2569 nt
Organism: Tinamus guttatus (white-throated tinamou)
Lineage: Eukaryota; Metazoa; Chordata; Aves; Tinamiformes; Tinamidae
Gene: CPT1A
Product: carnitine palmitoyltransferase 1A
Biological process (GO): carnitine metabolic process; fatty acid metabolic process
Cellular component (GO): mitochondrion
Molecular function (GO): carnitine O-palmitoyltransferase activity
Source: RefSeq, a predicted model, not a curated record